Coccinella septempunctata (seven-spotted ladybird) is the source of this 781-nucleotide messenger RNA. RefSeq lists its product as uncharacterized. The record is from RefSeq and is a predicted model, not a curated record. The transcript has a single exon. NCBI's taxonomy places the organism in Eukaryota, Metazoa, Arthropoda, Insecta, Coleoptera, Coccinellidae. Bases 115 to 624 code for a protein of 169 amino acids.
UAAAAAGAAUGGAGUGCGUUAUAGCCUUGAUUGGGUGUAUUCCUGUUUUCUCAUGAAAAUUAAAAGUUCAAAAUUGUACAAUCAUAUCAGGGAAAAUAAAAUUUUGCCAUUGCCAUGUCCAAGCACACUUUCAAGGUGAUUAUCUACAGUGAUUAUUCUAUCAUAGUUACAAUACUUAAAAUUUUUGUUGUUUUCUUCAGAUAUAUCAGAAAUAUCGAUGGCUCUUUUGGAUUUCAAAGAGAAGUGUUUGAAAUGCUGAAGGAAAAAACCAAGCAUAUGGAAGUGUGGGAGCGGCACGGAUGCUUGCUCGUGGACGAGUGCAAAGUAUCAAAAACUAAAAAAUUUGACAAAAACCUAAUGGAAUUUGUUGGAUUUAUUGAUUUGGUACAUCACACCCCACAAAAAAUGGAAAAUAGUCUUGGAGAUCAUGCUUUGGUCAUUAUGUUUCAACCAUUCGCAGGGCAUGGUCUAGCAUUAGCCUGUUUUUUAAGUGGGGGUGACAUAUCAGGAGAGAUAUUAUCUAAAAUUAUGCUUGAAUGCAUAAUUUUAUGCGAAAAUGCAGGACUCUAUAUAGACGUUAAUACCAGUGAUGGGGCAAUCUGGAAUAGAAAAAUGUGGACCUGAAUAUAGAGAACACUAAAGAACCAUGGUGUGAACACCCCAUGGAUGAAACGCGAAAAUUAAGAAUGUGUUCAGAUUUUCCUCACUUGAUCAAGUGUUUGAGGAAUAAUUUAAUAAAGAAGAAGAAUUUCAGGAUACAUCAACAUAAAAUCCUUCGAUC